UUUUGUGUUCUUUUUCAUUUCUAAAGAAAUAUUUAGUCAUUAAGGAAUGAGAAUAUGACGACACCUCGACCAACACAUCUUCACAGAAGAUCAUCCUCAAAAUGGGUUCCUCCAUCUGCACCACUUCAUAAUCCUAUUUCUAUUUUUCGAGGACGAAGUAACAGAGAAACUGGAUCUCGAGUGAUUCGUCCCAAUCAUCUAUUCGAAUCACCUCGUUACGAACUAAACAACUACCGAGACUUCACUGACAAUCGAAUUUCAACAACUAAAUACACAUUUUGGAACUUCAUUCCACUCAAUAUUUGGCAUCAAGUGUCCACAAAAUACGCAAAUCUAUAUUUUAUAUUUAUUGCAAUACUCAAUUGGGUACCAUUUUUUGAUGCUUACACAAGAUAUGUUGGAUUAAUACCAAUUUGUUUUGUAUUGGGAACAACUUUGAUCAAAGACGGAAUUGAAGAUUAUCGAAGAUAUAAGUUUGAUAAUCAGAUUAAUAAGAAAACAUGUCAUGUGUGGGAUCGAGAUAGAUGUGCAUUUCGAAAAACUGAAUGGAGAUAUAUAUUAGUUGGCGAUUUUGUACAUAUUUCAAAUAAUCAAGAUGUGCCAGCUGAUAUCAUUUUAUUACGUUCAUCAAGUGAAAGUGGAACAUGUUAUAUUGAAACAUGUAACUUAGAUGGUGAAACAUCAUUGAAACAAAGAAUGGUUCCUGCAAAAGUGAUUGAUUAUUCAAAGAAAGACUCUACCUUCAAGCCACCAGAUUUCACAGGAGUUGUGACAUGUGAGAAGCCAGAUAAAAGUAUUUACACAAUUAGAGCGAAAGUGGAAUUUGAACCAGGCCAAUCUGACGUCAUUAUCAAAGAAAACAUGCUUCUUCGGGGUUCCCGUAUCAAAAACACAACGUUUGUUGAGGGAAUUGUGGUUUAUGCAGGUCACGAUACAAAAGUGAUGCAGAACAAUGGACGAGCUCCACACAAAACAUCUGGAAUUGAAAAACUGACAAACAAAUUUAUAAUUGCUUGUUUCAUAAUGCUUCUCCUUAUGGUAUUGUAUGGCGCUAUCACUUCAGCAGUUUGGGUUGGACAACAUCCAGUUGAUGAACAGAUUCCAUUCAUUCUCUCAAACACACCGAGACCGUUCAUAGAGGGGUUCAUUGGCAUAGGUGCAUUCUUUAUCAACUAUCAACUUCUUGUGCCAAUUUCACUGUAUAUUACUGUAGAAAUUAUCAAAGCACUUCAAAUCUACUUUAUCAGCAAUGAUAUUCAGUUAUAUGAUCAGAAAUCGGAUAGAGCGAUUGAUUGUCGUUCUUUGAGUAUUCCCGAAGAACUUGGAACAGUCACACAUGUUCUUUCAGACAAAACAGGAACACUUACUGAAAAUAUGAUGAUAUUCAGAAAUUGUGCAUUCGAUGAAACAGAUUACGGUAGCAAUGGUUCUCAAUCGAAUCCUGACAAACCAGUGAAAUCUGAUGAACUCUAUCAAAGAAUAUUGACAUCUAUGCAAAACCCAGUACAGAAGCAUUUCUUUGCAAACAUUCUUCUGAAUAAUUCAGUUGUUGUAAACCAUAUACCACAUACAGACGUUCUAGAGUUGGGAAAUUUUGAUGGAGGAGUGUACAAUAUUGGAAACUCAUGUUUCUAUGAUGUAACUGAAGAGAAGUAUAAGCAGAAGUUGGCUGCUAUUGGGAAGGGUGGUGUGGAUGACGAUGAUGUUUCAAGACCAGACGAAUUGGGACUUCCAACAACAUCAAUCCAAUUUGAUGACCGACUAACUGUAAUUGUGGAAGAAGACACACCAUCAGACUCACCAGCGCCUGAUGCAUCUCCUAGAGAUCUUCCUGAAACUCCAACUCCAACUUCUCCAAUUUAUCGACCACUUUCAUCAUUGUCUUCUUUUUCAAGAAAAUUGUCCACAGUUGUGAGAAGAAGUAUUUUAAGACCUAUAUCAGACAUAAUACCUGUGAGAAAACGAUUAAUCUCAUUCAAACAGCAGGCUAUGAAUCCAUACGAAGCUGAAAGUCCAGAUGAGUUGGCUUUAAUUGAAGGAGCUGCUCUUUAUGACUAUGUUCUUCUGGAAAGAGCAGCAACAAGUGUUACAAUUUCAACUCCAGAAAAAGCUGAGAAAAGAUAUGAAAUUCUAUUAACACUUCCUUUUGAUGCAACAAGAAAACGAAUGUCAGUAAUUGUAAAUUCUCAAAAAGGACCAUUGAUGUACUGUAAAGGUGCAGAUUCAGCUAUAAUUUCAAGGUUAUCAUCAGAUUCUCUGGAAAGUAAAAGAGUUCAAGAUUUGAAAGAUCAUCUGGACAAUUACGCAAAGAAAGGUCUAAGAACGUUGUGUUUUGCAAUGAAGUAUAUUUCAAAAGAAGACUUCGAAGAUUUUCUAGAUUCUUAUAGAUUUCUAAUGGAAGAUGCAACAAGUGAACGUGAGAAGAUGUUAUCUGAAAAAGCAGAUGAACUUGAAACAAAUCUGAAAUUAUCUGGAGUGACUGGAAUUGAAGAUAGAUUGCAAGAUGGUGUUCCAGAUACUCUUCGUGCAUUGAGAGAUGCUGGAAUUCAAGUAUGGGUUCUAACUGGAGAUAAAUUGGAAACUGCCCAGAAUAUUGCUACGUCCAGUGGCCUUUUUCAUCCACAAAGAUCAUUAAAAGUGAUAGAAACUGAAACCGAUGCUGAAGAAGCUAGUGAAUCAGCUGGAUUAAACAUAAUAAUGUCCCCAGCUGCAAUUCGAUUAGCACAGGAUGGGAAUGCUCAUCUUAUGGAAGCUUUAAAAAAAGCCAAAACAGUAUUGUGUUAUCGGAUGACACCUUCUGAAAAAGCGACAAUUGUGAACACUGUAAAGAAGAGAAUUAAAGGAAAUGUUCUAGCAAUUGGCGACGGAGCCAACGACGUUCCAAUGAUUCAGGCGGCUCAUGUCGGAAUUGGAAUCGCUGGAAAAGAAGGAUUACAGGCGGCCAUGGCUUGUGAUUUUGCUAUUGCAAGGUUCAAAUUUUUAUCCAGAUUAUUACUGGUUCACGGACACUGGAGUUAUUAUAGAUUAGCAAACACUUUUCUAUAUUUUCUGUACAAAAAUGCGAAUGCUGUGUUCAUAAUUUUCUAUUACCAAUUUUAUAACGGAGCAUCUGGAACAAAUAUAGUUGAUCCAAUAUGGGGAGUCAUUUAUCCAAUUAUUUUCACAAGUGUUCAGCCUGUAGUUGUUGGAGUCUUAGAUCAAGAUUAUGAUGAUCAAACAUUAAUGAAUAAGCCAGAACUUUAUGUGAUUGGAAGGGAAAACCAACUGUACACGUGGAAACAUUUCUUUCGAGAUGUCAUUGAUGGUAUCUACCAAGCUGCAGUUAUUUAUUAUGUUGCAUAUCUGACUCUGGACAACUCUACGUCAAGCCUUUGGGAAAUGGGAUUUUACAUUGCAACUAGCUCAAUUCUUGUCAAUUCUGGUCAUCUAGCUCUACAAGUUCGCUAUUGGCAUUGGCAACUUGUUGCACUAUUCUCAUUUUUCAUACUUUUUAAUUUUGCAUUUUUCUUUGCCGAAUGUCUUACUGCGGCAGCUGCAAUGGUUCCUGAUCCACCAGUUUGGAUGCCAAUACAUGCAAUGGGAGAUCCUAGAUUUUGGUAUUAUCAAUUUAUUACGGUUAUUGUGGCAUUAUGCCCAAGAUUUACAUCAAUGUGUCUAAUGUCUUCUUUGAAAUCUGAAACAUCAAAAAGAUAAUUCCAUUUUCUUCGAAGCAUUUUUUAUUUUUUGUACAAAUAGUCUCAUAAAUUGAUCUGAUACACACAAACGGGUACUAUCUCUUCUCAAUAAAUCAAACAUUCUCUGGUAACCCGAAAGAUUUCACAGCUCGAUAACGUCGGUGAGUUGUUUUUUGAGUAGCAACCAGACAUAACUAGAUUUCAAUAUAGUAGUUGCAGUACUUCUUCAAACAUUCCCCUAUCUGUGUACACAACCGUACCACUUUACCCUCUAUCGUCCAAGUCUCUUCAACACAUUGCACUAUCUUGACGCGCGUCUUCGUCAGCUGAUCAUCAUCAAGUUCGUCUUUCUCCAUGAGCUUUCCGCAUCCUUCUCCCCCGCGUUUCCGCUCUCCACCUGUCUAUUUUGUGUUAUUUUUCACGAAUUACUACACCGUUUUGAUGAAAUUUCAACGUCUGCUUCUCUGCGAGAAGAGGCGAAAAUCGAAACGGCGAUUUUGUAAACAUUCAUGUUUGUGUCGGGCGCCAGUCCUGGUGCCUCUCUGUUUUUGGUUUUCAAUUUCUUUCUCACGCGACCCCAUUUUUCAUUUAAUGUCAUUUUCUCAUUACUGGUAUGGUCUGUAUCGUAGCGAGUGACACCUGGCAGUUGCAAGCUUAAAAGUGAAGGCACGUCUUGUGAAACUAUUUCGAAAUAAAAUAAGAAUCAAAUGUUUCCAAUGGAUUUCUUUUCGAAAAUCGUGUUAUUUUUUUUCGACCAUGAGAAAAAGUAUAAUUUGUAGACAAUCGAUCGAAAAACAAAAUAUGGCUGAAUUAAAUUUCAUUGAAUUACAGUGUAUUUUAUUUUUUUUGUUCUACUAUAGUCGUCCAAGUCUCUUCAGCACAUUGCGUAGAUCACACGCAGAUGAGAACUUUUUUGCUCAUUCUCUUAUUUCUGAUGUAUUUUCGUAAAUUAAAUUUUGAUCUACACUAUUUUUUUCGCAGAUCCUCUCUAAAAUUAAUGGGCGCCAAAAACAAUUUUUAUUUGAUUUUCUUAAAGUGCCGCGGGUGUACUAAAACCAUCAUCGCUUGUUUAACACUUUUUUUUUUGAAAUUUGACCUUUCUAAAAAGUUGUCUUGAAUCAAAGCGCGUUUAUCUAAAAAAAAUGUACACUGUCCUUGGUGGUGACGGUCACUGGCCAUAGUAUUGUCGAUACUGCCCCGUCGCAACUGCUUUUUGUAUGUCUUUUGUUUUGCUUCGUUUUCCCGUCUGUAAAAAUACAAUCGCCGAACAUUGCUACCACUAGCGACCACCUGACCAUCCUAAAAAGUGUCACUGUUUGUUUCAUUUCCGUGUCUCUUCCCGCUACACACUCUUUUCUUGCUCCUGAUCACUGAUAAAAGCUAAAAUGUUUUUUCCAGGCAGAAUCAUGUUCGAACUGGCUUUCAUCGCUGUUCUCGUCGCAGGUGCGGUCUAUGUUUUUAUGACCCUUCGCAAAAAUGGAUUUUUCGUCACCGUUGAGCCAUCUGUCACCACUUCACCAAAAAAUCUCGACAAACCGUUGACAGUCUACUACAAAUAUCAUUUGGGACCAUAUCAAAAUGUGAUGAAUGUGAUCGGCGAGGCAAAACAACUGUUGGCAUCCAGCCCAACACCUGCAACGUUCUUCGGCAUCUAUUACGAUAACCCAGAAGUCACCGAUUCCCACUUCCUCCAAUCUGCUGUUGGAGUCGUUUUUGGAUCAGAUGGAAAUGAUUUCCACAGUGAAAAAUAUUCGAAAGAUUUGACUGACAAUGGCUUUGAGAAGUUGGUUCUGCCAAAUGUCGAGAGAGCCGUUCAAGUUACUCAGCCAUCCACUGGUGGAUUCGCCUCUUUCUUGGCUCUUGUUUGGUUCACCUAUUCAACCAUCAGAAAGUAUAUUUCCGUAAGUAAUACAUUUUAGGAUCGACUCUCAAAAUAUAGAAACAUUUCCUUUCGUUGUUUAUCAAAAUUUAUAAUAUUCUGAAGUUAGAUGCACUCAGAUUUUAUGAGCUAUUUUGUAAAAACAUAAAUACCUUUACAGGAAAACAAACUUGAAACAACUUACGCCGUCGAGUUCUACACCAACACCGAAAUCAAUGUCAUUUUCCCAUUGGACAACGCCAACGAGUUUCUCGUGAAAGAUGUACAUUUCCUUUAAUCUGGAUAUCUGAUUGACUAAUUCAAAUCUUAUUACAGUACCAAUCGAUCGACAAGCUUGAGAGUGAAGCCGCCAAGAAAAGAUUUGACUCAUCCGAGGAGGACAGCGAGAGUGAGCCAGAAGGAGCUGAGGAGCCAGCCACAGAGGAAAAUGAACAAUAAGAGCUUCAUUCAAACGACCAUCACACUGCCUUUCCAUUCUGAUUAUGUGUACUAUACCAUAACCCUUUUGUAAACAUUUUUGACGAUAAAUUUGAU
Molecule: messenger RNA, 6087 nt
Organism: Caenorhabditis elegans
Lineage: Eukaryota; Metazoa; Nematoda; Chromadorea; Rhabditida; Rhabditidae
Gene: tat-4
Product: Phospholipid-transporting ATPase
Exons: 16
Coding region: 55-3693 (1212 amino acids)
Biological process (GO): phospholipid transport
Cellular component (GO): membrane
Molecular function (GO): ATP hydrolysis activity; nucleotide binding; magnesium ion binding
Source: RefSeq, marked reviewed